This is a messenger RNA of Arabidopsis thaliana (thale cress), 459 nucleotides long. It is a transcript of the gene AGP40, whose product is annotated as arabinogalactan protein 40. Gene Ontology annotation, cellular component: plasma membrane. Bases 76 to 264 code for a protein of 62 amino acids. The record is from RefSeq and is marked reviewed. The transcript has a single exon. NCBI's taxonomy places the organism in Eukaryota, Viridiplantae, Streptophyta, Magnoliopsida, Brassicales, Brassicaceae.
AUCACAACCAAAAAUACAAAACAACAACCAAAAAACAAAAAACCAAAAAAAAAAACAAAAAAAAAACAAGAAAUAAUGGAGAUGAAGAACAUCUUUGUGGCCCUCUUUAUCUCGGCCGUGUUAGUGAGCUCAGUCUCCGCGGCUACAAUGGAGUCUCCAGCACCAUCACCAGGUGCUUCCUCUGCCUCCACCGUAGCUUUUCCGGUGGUUGGCUCCAUUGUUGCUGCAUCACUCUCCGCCUUCUUGGCUCUUCUCUUGCAGUAGAAAGACAAGAGUCCUCAAAAUAUGAGAAGGAGAUAUAUAACAAAACUCUUUUUUUGUUCUGAUUUUGUUCCUUAGAAUCUAUGAUGACAAAUAACCCAUUUUGAUGUAUAAUCUCAUUGUGUAAGUUAUUACACUAAUAUAUAUGAGUAUAUGAUAAUAAUAACACUAUUUUAUCAGAUCUAAUGAUAUCUGAUC